AUGUUUUUAACAUUAGGUUCAAUAUGCCAUGCUGGUGACCUUGACUACUACAACCUAUUAAAGGAGCAAGAGAAUCUGAUAGACCAAACUACAACUAUAACCAAGUACGUACUGUCUCGGAGCCACUUCCUGAAUUUGUUGACUGGCAAUCAACAUUGAUUAAUAUUUACAAUGGAUUACAUUGUACACCUUGAUUUCAAUCUAUAUAUUGUGUACCGAAUUAUGGAUAAAUAGACAAUGACAUUAAACAAAUGUUCUUACAUUCAACAAAUUAUACUCUUGUGCCAUUCCUUUAGACCAAAAUGGAUUUCAAUUCAUGGAACUAAAUACAAAACUGGUUGUGUGUUGUGGAUCAAUCACAAUGAGCAGGAAACACCAUGCUUCGCAAUUGUGAAAGACAUCUGCAUUGUUGAAAGAGAUUUGAUCGGUUCGUGGUUCAUCGCUGAAGUAUUGCACACAGUAGCUUUGGUUAAGCAUUUCAAUGCUAAUGAAGUGAACGAGACAGUGAAUUUACAACUAGUGAGACAACACCAACUUGUUUAUCCUCUGCCACUUCACUUGAUCACAGCUACAGAUCAAGAACAAGUGCGAACCUUUGUUUGCCCCAAAUAUCAAGUUCCAGUUUAA
Paramuricea clavata is the source of this 627-nucleotide messenger RNA. The record is from the annotation of a GenBank genome assembly. Lineage: Eukaryota; Metazoa; Cnidaria; Anthozoa; Malacalcyonacea; Plexauridae.